AUGCCUGAGUCUCCAAGUGAGCUAGGUCAGAUACAACGCCUCCGCCGCUCCCUCACCCUUCCCACCAAAUUAAACCCACUCGCGCAACGUCGCUCGAGCGUGCCGAAUACCCCCGAACAUGUAAUUUUCUAUCACCCAUCUGCGAAAAUUGUGCACUUCUCUCCAAGAGCGCUCGCUCCUAUUCCCUCCAGCACUGCGCCAUCCGACUUCGACUACCCGGUUGACACCAUCGAAACACUCCCCUGGCGCUCUGCGACUGAAAGAACGGUCGCAACAGCGCCACUGAGGCUUGAGAAGGUUCAUGGCUCAACAGCUUUCCUGAAAUGUGGAACUGUUGUCCAUGCGAUCCUGAAGAACUCGCAGUGUUGGUGUGUCGACGGAGUCUCGAGGUUUGUUUUGCGCAUUCGCCCCCUUACAUACUAUCGCAUUGAAAUACCGCACGAGACGGACGACGACCGGCGCUUGGUGCAGGAUCUGAAGAUCGCGUUUCCCACCGUUCUUCGGUAUGAGGUCACGCCAUGUCCUUUCAAACGCGCUUUCAGCGUUGAGCUGCCGAACGAUGCGAUGGCACCUCGGCGCAAAAAGGCAUGGCAGCCUAAAGAUCGGAGAGAAAGGGUACCGACCGCUCUAGAACCUUCGCGAGAGACACCAUCACCCUCUUCAACGAGGUCAGAUUGCAUAGAUUCCGUGAGCACCGGGGACGACACCGACGGAAACUUAACCGAUGACAGUUGGGUUGCUUCAAAAAAAGCGAACAGUACAACUAUGGAGACUACUCCCGACGAUCAGAAAUUCUCUACUGCUGAGGCUUUGAGUCCUUCUCUAUCCCUCGAUCCUCCCAGGUGCUCAGUGACCGAACUACCACCAACCGUCACUUGCUUGCUUGCAAAGUUUGAGGCUACAUCAGUCGCAGAAGAUGGCCAUGACUUUAAAGCUGUGCUCAACCCAGAUUACCAAUCCGGUACCAAUUCUGCACUUCAAAUUGAUCAUGAGGUCAAGGUUACAGACCAACUUGAAUCUGAAUCUGUAGUCAACGGUGGAAUUGAAGCCGGGCCUAAAUCCGAAGCUGUGCUAGAUGCUGAGGUUAAUUCCAAAGCGCAGUUUGAGGCUAAGUCUAAACUGGGGCCAGAAGCUAUAUCACAAGCGGAGUCUUCCAGUGAAACUGCAGUUGAAGCGGAGCCCAUAAUCCCAAUCAACACUGAUGCAGUGUUGGCGGCUAAAACUUCAGAGCCAGUUGUGUUCCAUGCUGUACUCACCAGCGAAGUUGAAGCUGUGGCAGCACCUGAAAGAAACUUUAUGGAAGUCAAAGAAGUUCAACCCAUUCAACCCGCUGCUGAGCCCAAACUGGAGGCUGACCGUGAUGCCUCCUUUGCAUCCAGCCCUGCGUCAUUCCAUUCUGCUGAGCCUCAAUCGCCAGGUUCAGUUUUCGCUCAUCCCACAUCUGCCGGUGGCCACGAUCUGCCGGAGUCAGAUGAGACGUUCAAUCUUUCAAGCACAAAACACACCAUUUCUGGAUUGAAAUCAGCACCAGCGGAUCUGUGUGAAACGUCACAGCUCCCAACACCCAAAAUUCGUCAACGAGAUGGCAUCCAAUAUCCAGCCAGCGUUUGUGUUCCUACAUUAAGGCAUAGUAAAAGUUCGAAUAAUUUGCCCAGACGCUUCGCAGAUGCUUUCUCGGACACCUCACCCUCAAUGGCUCCUACAGGCGACGUGAAUCGACCCAGUCGUUUUGCGGAUGCAUCUUCGGACUUUAAAAUGCGAUCAACCCCUCAUGACAAGGCCACUAGAUUGAAAACUGAUUUCGACCACAUGAGUGCCGAGUUCCGGCGCCGGGCCAAAGCCACAAGAGAGCGUGACGUUUCCCCUAUGCCUCAAUCUUCGGCACCAUACCAACCACCCGGUAAUGAUGGCUCAUCCUUUCUUUCCAAGGCUAUCACCUUAGUAUUGAUCCCCCCAAUUUAUCUUUUCGUUAUUCUACUUCAUAUCGCUGCGCGCAUUGUCAUCAACCCAACUAUCCAGCCAACUGUUACAUCAACAACGAGUGAGCCACAUUCUCAUUCACAGCAAACAAGGAAGAAUCCAACUAAAGAUGAUGACUUCAACUUUCCAUUGGAGCCUCAAAAUUCCUCGGAAUACGAAGAAGCUGAAAUUUUCAGGAAACUUGACCCUUGGGAUCUGGACUAG
Molecule: messenger RNA, 2184 nt
Organism: Penicillium digitatum Pd1
Lineage: Eukaryota; Fungi; Ascomycota; Eurotiomycetes; Eurotiales; Aspergillaceae
Biological process (GO): peroxisome inheritance
Cellular component (GO): extrinsic component of intraperoxisomal membrane
Source: RefSeq, a predicted model, not a curated record